Messenger RNA from Penicillium cataractarum, 1020 nucleotides. Its product is annotated as D-mandelate dehydrogenase-like dehydrogenase. Gene Ontology annotation, molecular function: glyoxylate reductase (NADPH) activity; NAD binding; hydroxypyruvate reductase [NAD(P)H] activity. The transcript is spliced from 5 exons. The record is from RefSeq and is a predicted model, not a curated record. Bases 1 to 1020 code for a protein of 339 amino acids. Gene Ontology annotation, cellular component: cytosol. NCBI's taxonomy places the organism in Eukaryota, Fungi, Ascomycota, Eurotiomycetes, Eurotiales, Aspergillaceae.
AUGGGCUCUCACGAAGUCAAACCCAAGGUCCUCAUUCUUGGAAAAGUCGACUUUGCGCAUGAUGCCUGGGAUGCGCUGAACCAGAUCAGCGAGGUCAUCAAGCCAGAUUCAACCAGCCGUGACGACUUCCUGAAGGAAUGCCGGAGUGGAAAGUUCGAGGGAACCGUAGCGGCCUAUCGCACAUUCCACUCGUUUGGCAUCACCGGCCAGAUCGAUCAGGAAUUGGUGGAUGUAUUGCCGAGCUCCCUGAGAUAUAUUGCUUCUUGCGGUGCCGGUUAUGACCAAAUAGAUAUCGAUGCAUGCAGUGCCCGUAACCCCCCGCUCCUUGUCUCGAACGUGCCCACUGCGGUGGACGACGCUACCGCCGAUGUGAACAUGUUCCUUAUUCUGGGAGCGCUUCGAAACUUCAAUGCUGGCAUGCAUGGUCUGCGAGAAGGCAAGUGGCGAGGUCAGCCUGCACCACGGCUUGGCCACGAUCCCCAGGGUAAGACUUUGGGAAUUUUGGGAAUGGGUGGCAUUGGACGUAACUUGAAGAAGAAAGCCGAGGCUUUCGGUAUGAAGGUUAUUUAUCAUAAUCGCCGACAACUCAGUGAAGAGCUUUCUGGGGGUGCGCAAUACGUGACCUUUGACGAGCUUCUGGCGACCAGUGAUGUGCUCAGCCUAAACCUCCCGUUGAAUAAAAACACCCAUCAUAUCAUUGGCAAGCCAGAGUUUGCCAAGAUGAAGGAUGGAGUCGUCGUGGUCAACACUGCUCGUGGUGCUGUCAUGGACGAAGCUGCGCUUGUUGAUGCUCUGGACAGCGGUAAGGUAUUCUCAGCUGGUCUAGAUGUCUUCGAAGAAGAGCCCAAGAUCCAUCCUGGUUUGAUUGGUAACCAAAAUGUACUUCUUGUGCCUCACAUGGGUACCUGGACUAUCGAGACUCUCAUCGCGAUGGAAGAGUGGGCCAUUGAGAAUGUGAAACUGGCUAUCACCACGGGAAAGCUGAAAAGUCCCGUGCCAGAGCAGGUUGAUCUGCAGUGA